Molecule: messenger RNA, 3373 nt
Organism: Annulohypoxylon truncatum
Lineage: Eukaryota; Fungi; Ascomycota; Sordariomycetes; Xylariales; Hypoxylaceae
Exons: 3
Coding region: 276-3113 (945 amino acids)
Cellular component (GO): cytosol
Source: RefSeq, a predicted model, not a curated record
CAUGAGUCCUCAACCUUCUAGAAGAAACAAUUACCAGUCAUAAAUGAAUAAUUACCUAAUUUAUAAAAUUUCAUUUUAUCAUAGGUAAUCCUUUAUGGUAUUGUUCUUUAAAUCAGUCAAAUCCCACUGAUCAGGCAGACGCUUCCUAAGAACUCAUCUCUUCGUCGCACCCGAUCUAUGGCGGGGCGCCAUACAAUUUGAUAUGCGUUCGGGUUGUCCAUCCAGCGCACAACUUUGAUACCGCGCUCUACGCAAUAUCUAGACGUGUAUCUGUCAUGGCAUCGUCUCCCUCCAGAACAAACCAGGUAGAUCCUGAUAGGGCUAAGAUGUGGAAAAACGACUCUAUCGAGGAACGCAUCUUCUCAGCAUCUUUGAUAUGCCUUGAAGGUCACUACAACCAGUCCCCUGUGAUGGGACCUCACUCUAUAGCCAAAGUAACUAGCAUCGUCUCCAAAACCUUGGAAAAGACGCACACUUUCAAGGAUGUGAGAGAGAUCUUAUCGAGAAACGUGAGAGUAUGGAUAUGGUUACGUCGUGCUGUAAGCGCCGCGAUAUGUGAUCUCAACGAGAAAUCUCUUGGCGUACGAUCGGAACCAUUUGUCCAGACUAGGUUUCUCGACAUCACUACUCCCGAGGUCACCGCACUCAUUAUUAAGAAUUACGUACCCCUGAAGGAAGCUUUGCAGAUGUUGAACAAGCUUAUGAACAUUGCCCGCAAUUUACUCGUUACCACCGAUCCUGAGGUUCCGCAAGAUUUAUCUGCGGCUAUUCACUUCGACCAUGAAGUAUACGAGUCGAUAUGUCUUUGCGUCAACGUGACUAGCAAGGGAAUCGACGGAGAGAUGCCAGAGGAUGAGGCUUCUAGAGCAAAGCUGAAUGAAAUCACAGAACUCUGUAAAAAGGUCCUUGUUACGUCUCUGCAGCAGGCUCAUAACUGGAUCGCCAAGAACGACCGUAAUAAGAUGUUAUUUUGGUAUAAGGUGUUGAUAGAAUCACCAGAUGCCGAUAGCAAUCCGGGUCCAGAGGAUCGACACGAAUCCGUUCUAGACUAUCCAGCGCCCAGAAGUAUUCAUCUUCGAGAUGAAAUAUCCAAUUGGCUUAAGAGAUCAUCACGGAUGUGCAGCGCCGCGGUUAGUAUAUGCAAGGAAUUCUUCGACGCUCAGAGUGCUGAGAAGAAGGACCAAUGGCUGCCCCACGACGAGAACCUCCUCGCUUGGAAUUACACCCCACCUGAAACGUGGGCUUGGCAGCCGGAUGAUUAUGACGACGCGGCUGAGGUGAUCUCAAAAUGGGAUCCCGAGCAGACUAACAAGUUCGAGCAAGAUAAGGCAUACGGCCGUGUAUCUCACGAACUCGACAAAUGGUGGUGUGGCGCACGCAUACCAAACUCGAACGACUGGAGUUUGACAAUGUAUUCGAGCAUCGACUCUGUUCCUCAGCGCAUUAAGGAAUGUGAGGCAAACCUCAUGCAACGAUAUGCUGCGGCCGAGCCCCAAGAGGAGCCGAGCGAUAUAAUUGAACACCCAUCAGAUGAUGGAAAUAGCCCAGAAUGGCAAACCCAAACGCCUCAGGCCAAUCAGAAUUUUGCCCCGGAAUAUGACGAGUAUGAAGAAGAGGCCGACGACGACGAUUCAUAUGGAGAGGGCCCGAUGACCGGACUUCUUACCGAGGUGCCAAAUAUCCUUGAUCCUAAGCAGAUCGAGGCGCUUCACAUGAUUGUUAAGUCGUGCAUAUUAGAUUCGGCGGGUUCUGGCUUGACGCGAUUCGGCGAGAACCUGCAGCAGACCCGAUGCCGUAUUUUCCUCGCUACUGAUUGCGGCAGAAAUCUUUUGAGAGAAAUGCUUGUUUUUAUCGCCGUAUGGGAAAAGGACGAACAGUCACUUAUAUUUCAAAUUAGCAGUCAGAUUGUGCAGGCGAUUCACGAGAACUCUUUAAUCCCCUAUGCAUGGAUGGCUCUUCGAAGCCCCAAAGACAUCAUAUCGCCGGCACAGACAGUCCUGCUCCGGCUUAUCACCUUUUUAUUCCGCACGGCGCUUGCGCCGCCUAAAGAUUAUAACCCCUUUCCCGACCCUAAGACGACAAGUAUCGAGAAAAUCCUAGCGAAUGAGGACGUUCGUCUAGGGAAGAUGUUAAACUAUUUAUACGGUCUCUUCCGAAGCCGUAUUGUGCCGGAGUGUGUCGCCUUGAUGCAGAUCCAGGGCGAGGUCCGUAAAGGCCGACUAGAUCCUGCAGAUUUUCCGGUCGAUAAUUGGGACCUGGAGCGGGCUAAGGACGGCUUGGUCCAAUAUCUCGACUUUCUUUAUACCGUUGCAGACAUAUUUCCCCUCCGUCAACACCUCAUCGAUUACGAGGCCGUAUAUGAACUCCUUAGACUACUAGAAGGUCUCGAUGUCGGAGUAGAGAAGGCUCCCUUCCCUGGAACCCGACGAAAUGAACCUCCCACUACACCCUCCACCACAACUUCGACGCCACAAGCAUCAUCAUCCAAUAACCCACCUCCACCCCCACCUCCGCCUCCACCGAUCUCCGAUCCACCCCACGAGUUCCCAUGGUCCGGCAUCAAAGGCCAGGUCCUUUCCAUCCUCGCAGCCCUCCUACAACCACCCCCCGGCCAGUCCUCGCCCGGAAACCCGACGGUGCAGCUGCAGAUCCUCCAACAUAACGGGAUCGUGGCGCUGCUGAACUGCUGCUUGUACGACGACAAUAAUAGGUUCUGUCGCGAGCGUACGCAGCUCUGCCUGAAAUGGCUCAUGGACGGGUGUCCGGACGCGUCGGCGUUCCUGCAGAACCUCGUCAGCGCCAACCAGCAGCCGGUUAACAACCGGCCGGCCCCCGGCACGACGCAGAGCAUCCGCGUCGACGGCGUGCCAGGCGAGGUUAGGGUCCAGGUGCGCAGCUCCAGCGCCCCCGUCGCUGGUGAGAUUGGUGAGGUGGUGGUCGGCGGCGGCGGCGCGGACGCGGCGAGCGCGAGCUUGAGGAGUCGGCUUGAGGAGAAUAAGAGUCGGAGCGAGGAAUUGGUGAAUGAUCUGCUGGCGCUGACGGUCGUGGAUGAGAAUGGUAAGAUGACGAUUGCGCCGGAUGAGGAUGAGACGGAGGAUGAUGAUUUCAUAUAAUCAGGCAGUCUGGGUUGGGGGAUAGUAUGGGAUGGAUUUGUCGGGAGAGUACAUUAGGACUUUAGGAAAAGGGGUAGGGUGGAUGGCUACGAAUGGAUGAAUGACAAUAGGGAAGGUCGCUUGCAUUGUAUGGACUUCAGGUGCCUACUGGGUAUGUUGCAUAGGGCCUGUGUAGGAGUUUAGGUAGACGGAACGAUGGUUCCUUAGGUAUAGAUUGUGAAUACACAAUCUGAUAACAGGCAAAAGCCUAGUCCAAUUGA